Daucus carota subsp. sativus is the source of this 1166-nucleotide messenger RNA. RefSeq names its product vacuolar protein sorting-associated protein 27. Gene Ontology annotation, cellular component: ESCRT-0 complex. The record is from RefSeq and is a predicted model, not a curated record. Lineage: Eukaryota; Viridiplantae; Streptophyta; Magnoliopsida; Apiales; Apiaceae. Gene Ontology annotation, biological process: protein targeting to vacuole; protein transport to vacuole involved in ubiquitin-dependent protein catabolic process via the multivesicular body sorting pathway. The transcript has 10 exons. Bases 158 to 997 code for a protein of 279 amino acids. Gene Ontology annotation, molecular function: ubiquitin binding; metal ion binding; phosphatidylinositol-3-phosphate binding.
GAAACUUAUUUGUCUCGAAUAAUUACAUUCGGGACGUUUUCUUGCCAUGCUGUUGGCUGUUGGUAGGGACGAAAGGACAGAGGAAAAAACAGUGAGGGGUAGUGCCUGUAAAUUUUAAAGUAAAGCGAAGCGGCUGAGAAUCAACGAGAACGGAGAGAUGUCUCUGGAACCACCACCGUUUCAGGAAGCUUCCAGAUGCGACGUCUGCAAAUGCAGUUUCAACACUUUCCGUCGUCGGCAUCACUGUAGAUGUUGUGGCCGAACUUUAUGUGCUGAGCACUCAUCAACUCAAAUGGCCUUGCCACAAUUUGGUCUUCAAUCACUGGUUAGAGUUUGUUCUGAUUGUUAUAAUGAUGCAUCUAGGAAGAAAGAUGAUACUCAGGCUUCUUUAAGUACUGUCAACAAUGUCAGUGAUUCAAUUUCAAGAUUAGAUAUCAGAGCAGUUGCAGAGCCCGAAAGCAAACUUCCUAUCAAGCAAUUAGAUGUUUUAGAAUGCACGUGUGGAAUGCCUCUAUGCAUUUGUGAAGCUCCAGCUCCAGCUCCAGUUCCAAUUCCAGCAAGAGAUGUGAGUGGAGUCACGUCCAGUUCUACAUUUCAGUCAAACACAAAGCCCAAAAAGUCUGACUCAAAGCCAAGGAGUAGAGGUUCUGCAUCAAAUAGCAAUCUUGGUCCUGCAAGCAACAGUAGCUCAAAUAGCUUGGAGUCGAAUAAACUUUACGAAGUUAAUGGAGAGGGAUUAAGAGAGGCUAUAAAGAAUGGUGACACAGUUGCUGUCAGGAAGCUUUUAAGUGAGGGAGUAGAUGCAAAUUACCGUGACAAGCAAGGGUUGUCUCUAUUACAUCUGGCUGCAGUUUUUAAUCAGAGUGACAUUGCUUUCGUCCUCAUGGACCAUGGAGCGAGUAUUACGUGCAAGAACUCACAGGGGGAAACGCCACUGGAUUGUGCUCCAAUUACACUCCAAAACAAAAUGAAGAAGAAGAUAGAACAGGGGAUGUAACUUAUAUUCAACACUAUUUAAGAAACCUAAACUUAUAAGCCCCUUUAAUGAAAGGGGACUUUAUAUCUGGAUAGCUAUGCAAGCAUUCUGACGUCUGUCUAUCGAUUUUGCCAACGAGAACAUAUUGUAUUCCUUCGUUUUCUUCCCUUGGAAAAGGUUGUUCCUUGUU